CGAGAGGAGGAGCUGUCAGUCAGUCAGUCACUUGGGCCCCGUUGACAUUGACACAUGGGAGAAACGGACAUAAAAAAUGCAGCUGCAUUGUAAUCUGGCCUUAACCUUGCUAGCGGUUCUUUGUCUAGAUAGUGGUCGCGGGUCGGAUUUGGACUUGAAUGGGCUCCCAGGUAGAGAAAUGGGAAUACGGAUGGCUGCCCACUUGGCACCUAGUAUUCCCCAAAAGGUUCAGGAGAACGCUGCCAUGGCAGUCAUCAGUAGAGUAAUCGGGGGACGAUCAUCUCACUUGUUUCAGGUUGAGGUCAAUAAGGGAAUAGCGCUUCGCAGCUUUAAAAUUAGCAUGCUGGACGAUGGGCGGAUACUGCUAAUGGGAUGGGAUGGUAUCUCCGUGUGCAAGGCUUUCCAUCACUACCUGAAGUAUGUGCUAAACAAGGACGUGGACUGGUUCAAGAUGCGGAUCGAGUUACCCACCAAUCUACAGUUGCCCAAUGUUACCAUCGAAUCCACUUCAGCAAGCCCGAUUAUCUAUCAUCAAAACGUGUGCACUUGGAGCUACAGCUUCGCAUGGUGGAGCUUUGACCAGUGGCGUCGUCACCUGGAUUGGAUGGCCUUGAUGGGAAUCAGCCUUACUAUUGCCCCAGUCCAGGAAGCUAUCUGGGUGGACGUGUACACGGAGAUGGGCCUUAGUCAAAAGGAUAUCAAUGACCAUUUGGCUGGACCCGCUUUUCAAGCCUGGCAGCGCAUGGGCAACAUUCGAGGAUGGGCUGGACCAUUGACACCGGAGUGGCGACGAUUGCAGCUUCUGCUGCAGCUGGAGAUCCUUUUAGCACAGCGAAAUUUGGGCAUGACUGUGGCCUUGCCAGCUUUUGCUGGUCAUGUGCCGAGGGCAAUGAGACACCUUUAUCCGAAUUCUACGUUCAUGGAGGUGCAGCGAUGGAACCAGUUCCCCGACCGUUAUUGCUGCGGACUCUUUGUGGAACCCACGGAGCCACUUUUCAAUCAGAUAGCCGAGAUUUUCUUGAGUCGCGUCGUAUCCACGUAUGGUUCGAAUCAUAUUUUCUUUUGCGAUCCCUUCAAUGAACUGGAGCCACCGGUGGCCAAGCCGGAGUACAUGCGAUCCACGGCGGCGGCGAUAUAUGAAUCCAUGCGGGUUAUUGACACCCAGGCUAUUUGGCUGCUUCAGGGAUGGAUGUUUGUUAAAAAUCCUUUCUGGACUACGGACAUGGCUGAGGCUUUCCUUACGGCUGUACCACGCGGCCGGAUACUGGUGCUAGAUCUCCAGAGCGAACAGUUUCCGCAGUACGAAGUGACUCAAUCCUACUUUGGACAGCCUUUCGUCUGGUGCAUGCUGCACAAUUUCGGUGGGACACUUGGGAUGUUCGGCUCAGCUAAGCUUAUAAAUUCCGGAAUAGAGGCAGCGCGUCGAUGGCCAAACAGCAGUUUAGUGGGUACGGGGAUCACUCCUGAGGGCAUUGGCCAGAACUAUGUGAUGUAUUCAUUGACUUUGGAACGCGGCUGGAGUGAUUCGCCCUUGGAUUUGGAUAGUUGGUUCACACUUUUCCCAUCUACACGUUAUGGUGUAAGUGAUGAGCGAUUGGAGCAGGCUUGGCUGCUGUUAAAGAAUAGUGUAUAUUCCUUCCAUGGUCUGCAGAAAAUGCGAGGGCAGUAUGUGGUUACGCGGAGGCCGUCCUUCAAUCAGGAACCCUUUACUUGGUAUAAUGCAAGCGAUAUACUGGAUGCCUGGCACUUGUUGCUCUCCUCUAGGGAUAUUAUUCCACUGGAGGAUGACAGAUACGAGAUGUAUGAGCACGAUUUGGUGGACAUAACCAGACAGUACCUGCAGAUCACAGCGGAUCAGUUGUAUGUUAAUGUAAGAUCGGCUUAUAGAAAGCGGCAGGUGCCGCGAUUCGAAUAUCUUAGCUCAAAGCUGCUUAAAUUGUUUGAUGAUAUGGAACUAAUCCUGGCAAGCAGUAGAAACUUCCUGCUAGGCAACUGGCUGGAACAGGCCAAGCGUGCGGCACCCAGUGCUGAGGAUCAAAGCAACUUUGAAUUCAAUGCCAGAAAUCAAAUCACUGCAUGGGGUCCCGAUGGUCAGAUCCUAGACUACGCCUGCAAGCAAUGGUCGGGCCUGAUGAGCGAUUACUACGCACCUCGAUGGAGUCUCUUUCUGGAAGAUGUAACUGUGGCUCUGCACUCCCAGCGACCUUUUAAUGGAACCGCUUUUAAGCAAAAAGUCUCGCAGCGAAUUGAACUGCCUUUUAGCAACAGACGCGAAAUUUAUCCUGUGGAACCAGUUGGCAAUACCUGGCUCAUUUCACAAACCAUUUUCGAGACAUGGAAGGAGUAUUCUAAGGACACUCAUUUUCUACACAACAAUCGAUUGUCUGUGCCACGAAAAUUGGGUCCCAAAUAAUUCUAUAUUUUUAUUCUAAGCAAUUGUAUGACUGCCACUUUAAAUUUCUUCUUUAAAAUGUUAAAUCGACUUUAAAUAAUCCAAAUAAAGUAUCUUUUUUUGACAAUA
Molecule: messenger RNA, 2521 nt
Organism: Drosophila eugracilis
Lineage: Eukaryota; Metazoa; Arthropoda; Insecta; Diptera; Drosophilidae
Gene: Naglu
Product: alpha-N-acetylglucosaminidase
Exons: 2
Coding region: 77-2413 (778 amino acids)
Source: RefSeq, a predicted model, not a curated record